UUUCAGAUCUGAUGGAUGAAGUUGAGUUAUUAGAUCUUCGGAGUUGUUAGAUCAAAGUGGCUUGAAAUUACAAUAAGAAUGAAGAAUGAUAUCUUCAAGCAAAGAAACGAUGAUUCCACCAAUACGUGGAAAUGAAACAAUUGAAAUGUCUGACUAUGAAAAUGUUACCUCUUCUUCAAGUAGAUUCGCAGAAAUUUAUAACAAUUCGUUAACUUUAAAGUUUAAAAUUUGGUGGUGGAAUUUGACGAGAAGGCAACGACGAUUUUAUAUCAAUUCAAUGCUGAUCUUCGUUAUAUUAUUUGCAAUUGUUAUUGUAAUUAUAUCAAUGCAACAUACACCCAAUAAUCCAUAUCAAACUUCAACGACUACAUAUACAAAAACAGCAACAACAUCGAUGACAACACCAACAACAACAAUAACUAUACCUUCGAUAACAAUCUCUUCUUCCAUGUCAACAGUUUCGACAAACACUUUUUUUUCUACACUCAAUUUGUAA
Loa loa (African eye worm) is the source of this 496-nucleotide messenger RNA. RefSeq lists its product as hypothetical. NCBI's taxonomy places the organism in Eukaryota, Metazoa, Nematoda, Chromadorea, Rhabditida, Onchocercidae. Bases 86 to 496 code for a protein of 136 amino acids. The record is from RefSeq and is a predicted model, not a curated record. The transcript has 4 exons.